AUGAAAAAGUGCCGCUUGAAGUCCGCAUGUACCAGCACUGGCGCAGUAGUUAGGGCCAUCUUCAAGGACUCUACUGCCAGCUGUGCUCCUGGACUCAAGGAAAACUUCUUAUUUCCCGUCUUCUUCAAGGAUUCCGUGAGCGGGGCUGCCAACGUCGCGAAGUUCUUUAUAAACCGACGGUACCAACCCGCGGUUAUAAGAAAGGCUCUCACUUCCUUCAUGGUCCUUGGCUCAGGCAUCCGCCUAAUGGCUGCUACACGCCCUGGAUCCAUCCGCAGACGUCCUCCACCCACUAUGAAGCCGAGGCAUUCAGCGACUCGGCGAAGAUACUUCAUGUGCGUAUCAUGUCUGGCGCUAGUAUUACCAGGUCAUCCAAGUAGACAAACACAUUCGAGCGGAUCUCAGCUGGAAUUACUCGGUCCAUGA
Messenger RNA from Drosophila gunungcola (fruit fly), 426 nucleotides. RefSeq lists its product as uncharacterized. NCBI's taxonomy places the organism in Eukaryota, Metazoa, Arthropoda, Insecta, Diptera, Drosophilidae. The record is from RefSeq and is a predicted model, not a curated record. The transcript has 2 exons. Bases 1 to 426 code for a protein of 141 amino acids.